UUGAUAAAUAACAGCUCCUAACCUAAAUUUUAUUGAGCAAAAAAACAACAAGUACAAUUUUACAUAGUACUAAAAAAUGGCGACCGCAAUGGUUUUACCAAAAUUAUAUUCCAACAGCAACAACCUUACAGUAUUAACUACUAGUGUUAUUCUAAAGAAAUCCCAGCACUUGAUAGAGUGGAAAGAUAAGCCGUCAAUUUUGGAAUUUGGCUUCGCAGACGGGACCAACUCCCAAAAGUCUCUACAUCCACUGUUGCCGGCCGAUUAUAACGAAUUUAUUGGGGUCGAUAUAUCGAAACCCAUGGUGGAAUAUGCAAAAAAACACGUAGUCAUGUCUAGAAGUGAGUUUGUUCAACUGGACAUUGCCACUAAAAAUCUACCAAAACAGUUCCAGAAUAGAUUUGAUCACGUUUUCAGCUUUUACACUUUAAAAAUGAACGUAGCCAGACAAGCUUUUAAAAACGUAUAUACAAUGCUUAAACCCCAAGGAGAAACUUUCCAAGUGUUUUUUAAAGUUUUACCUGUAGAGGACGCUUUCGAUGCGUUAGCUAAACACCCAAAAUGGGGAAAAUAUGGCCAUGAAAUGAUGGUGACCACUGUGCCUAAUUCAAAUCCUAGUGAAGUUUUCGAAGAUGCUGUUAAAGAAGCUGGUUUUAAGAAUAUCAGUUUCAAAGAGGAGGAUAUUACUUAUAAAUUUGCCAAUGAACAGGCUUGGAAAGAUUUAUAUUAUUCUGUCAACCCUGUGGUUGCUAACAUUCCUCCAAACGAAAUAGAAGAGUACAAAGUAGAUUAUUUUUCUCAAAUUAGAAAACACACAUUAAAACAAACUGAGGAUUGUAAGGAUCAAGAAGCCAAAGUAGAGUUUACGUUAUGUGUGGUAUCUGCAAAGAAACAUAGUUGAUAAUACGAUACUCAUAUAAAAAUCGAUGUUAAAUUAUCAUUCUGUUUACAAUAAUAAAUUAAAAAGCUGUUACUAAUA
Messenger RNA from Psylliodes chrysocephalus, 979 nucleotides. The record is from the annotation of a GenBank genome assembly. Lineage: Eukaryota; Metazoa; Arthropoda; Insecta; Coleoptera; Chrysomelidae.